Molecule: messenger RNA, 2772 nt
Organism: Papilio machaon (common yellow swallowtail)
Lineage: Eukaryota; Metazoa; Arthropoda; Insecta; Lepidoptera; Papilionidae
Gene: inaE
Product: diacylglycerol lipase-beta
Exons: 15
Coding region: 538-2592 (684 amino acids)
Biological process (GO): lipid metabolic process
Source: RefSeq, a predicted model, not a curated record
GACAGCUCCGAUAAUGUUCAAACAAAAGGUCGCAAGUGCUGCGUUCGCAGCGCUCAGCGCUCUGCCCGCCUGCCUGCCGCUCAGUUCAAUUCAGUCGGUCGCCGACCGGCGCGGAUCGAGAACGUGUUUCGUGCGUACGUGACAUUAUCAGUCCGAGACCGUCAUCGCCGUAAACAAAUAAUAUUACAGUAUGACAGAAACCCGCGUCUUAUACCAUCAAAAUACUUAUUUAGACGCGUUUUAUUACUCAGAGUAAAUAAAUUGUAAUCUAUGCGACCGAUCGCGUUGAAUUACGACAACUUGCAAUAAGGUUGGUUGGUAUUCUGGUGUCCGUUCGGUGUAACAGUGAAAGGAGCACGUUCUUAUUCUUACGGUUUGUGAUAGUGUGGUGACGAACAGUUUUCGGAUUUGAUUCUUGUUCACUGUGACAAUUUGAGUACCUGGAUGAUGUGCGAGAAUUAAAGUGUUGGUCCGAUCCCCUUGCAGCUGCCUGAGAAGGGCUUUUAUCUUUUAGCACCUGUACAUGUUGCAACAGUAAUGCCGGCGCUCCGGCUACUCGGGCGCAAAUGGCUGGCAGCCUCAGAUGAUCUUGUGUUCCCGAGUAUCUUCGAGCUCCUCUUCCGCUUUGUAUGGUUGGUACUGAUAGCUCUAGUAGUGGAGGUGCUGAUCCCAAUAACAUGGCAAUGCUCGAGCGAAGGUUGGUUGGGGGGCGCAUUCGUGCGGCUGUACUUGUGCGGCACGCUUGCACUACAGGCGACCCUCCUCCUUCUGCUCGCAGCACUCGCGCUGCACUCCGCCAAGGGAACCAUCACAGACGUCGACGCGAGGAAGAUGGUCGCCCCUUUGUUAUUAUUAAAGGUUUUAUUGGUGUUGCCAGAAAUAGCAUUAAAUGCAAUGGGCACAAUGUGGAUGUUCUGCGAAGUUAUUGAGUGUUCGGUCACGGACAAAUUUUCAAGUAUCGUAAUACAAAGUAUAGUUCUUUUUAAUUGGGUGCAAUUAGCUCUUACAAUAUUCGGCCUAUUCAUGGUAUUCGACCCUCUUGGGUCAGUGAACUACGACGAUAUGCAGGACACGCCGAACCAAGCCAGACAUCACAAGAAGGUGACGGGUUUGUGGUCCAGAAGGUUCCGAUGGGCGUUCUGUUGGCUGAAGAGAGAUGAACACGGAAAAGAGGCUUUUCAACAAGUUGCAGCUCUACUCAGCGCAUUAUUUAGGUCGACCGAUCUUGUCCCUUCGGAUGUCGUUGCCGGUUGUGUACUUUUGAGAGUGCGACAGAAACGAGAGACUAGAGAAAUGAGACGUAUCCAAAUGCUGAACGACGAGGAACCUAUAUACACGACGGACGUCAACAAAAUAUUCUCUGAAACUCCGCCCUGGAUGAACCUUGAAGAUGCGUUGCAUUAUUUAAGGCUAUCUAUCGCGGCGUACGGCUGGCCUUAUGUAUUAUAUCGGCAUUGCUUCACCGGUUUCUGCAAACUUGCCAAGCACUUGACGUGCUGUUGCUGUCGGCCGAAGAACUCAAUAGUGACCGACGACAACUGCUGUUUGUGCCACUUUGCAGGCGUGAAGUACAUGUCCAAGCUUUCCGCGGACGACAUCAUCUUUGCCUCCUUCAAUAAUCGCGUCUUUGAACUUCCAUUUUGCGUGAUAGCGGACCACGAGCGGGAGAGCAUCGUGGUGGCUGUGCGGGGCUCCAUAUCUCUAAGAGAUAUCUUCACAGACUUCACAGCUGGCUCCGAGAAGUUUGAGGCUGAUGGCUUGCCGGAAGAAACAGCCGCUCACAAAGGCAUGUCGAUGGGCGCCGCAAAGAUGUUGAGGCGACUCAUGCCCGUCCUCGAACGAGCCUUCCAGCAGUUCCCACAUUACGACCUCGUACUUACAGGUCAUAGUCUAGGAGCUGGAGUAGCAGUAUUAGUAGCGUUAAAACUAAGACCCAGAUAUCCACAUCUUAAAGUGUUCGCAUUCUCAACACCAGCGGGGCUAAUAAGUCGCGAGGCGGCGCGCUUCACCGAGAGCUUCGUGCUGACGAUAGGUGUUGGCGACGACCUGGUGAUGCGGCUCAGCGUGCACAGCAUUGAGAACCUGCGCACGAAGGUCAUACAGACCAUACACGCCACUAAACUGCCAAAGUACCGUAUAAUGCUGAACGGGUUCGGGUACGCGCUGUUCGGUGUACCAGCACGCGACCUGGAGUCGACGUGGCGGCGGCCGGAGGAGCUGGAGGCGCACGCGGCUGACGACAGCGACGCGCUGCUGGCGCAGGGCGUCUCCACCGUGAGUGCUGAAGCGGCGCUAGUGUCGCGGAAUGUGUUCGCGCGCCGGUUCUCAUCCGCGCGACUGUUCACCGCCGGCCGCAUCCUGCACAUCGUGAGACGAAAGCGCAUGGGCAUUGAAAAGAAUGAAGCAGAUGAAGCGAGAAAGGUGCGCACGCAGGAGCCGACGUAUGAGAUGAGAUGGGCGUGCGCUGAGGACUUCAUGGAGCUGCAGGUGAUGCCGCGCAUGUUGCUCGACCACUUGCCAGAGAACGUACACCGCACUAUGCAGACUGUGCUCGAGGAGAGACACUCAUAUAGAGUUACGCAUGUCGUAUAAACUUGCCUAUACAUAAAGUUUAGAAUAAACUAGACAUUAUAGAAAACAGUUCUGGUUUAAACAAGUACAGCUGUGAAUUUCCACUACCGAAACACCUCUAUAGGAUGUUUUUUUUUCAUAGAGAGUGAAACAAGAAAAUACAUAGGUGUUUCGACAAUGGAAGUUUACGGUUAGAAAUUA